CAAUUGCUAGUAAAUUCGCAUAAAUGAGUUCUCUGACGAGCCCAUAAAUCAUAUCUUCUUCCUAUGUAUGCUCUCAACGACAUAUUCUUUACUUGUUCGAUUCACUUCGUUCCAGCACAGAACAGCGAGUAGCAAACCGCAAGAUACUUGCACAAUUUCUAGAGAGGGGGGUCCCCCCACCUCUCUGUACACUUCGUUUCGCCAGAAGCCCCAAAAGCAACAGACGAUGAUCAACAAAAUGAAAAAAAAAAAACGCUGUAAACAAAUUGAUAUGGGACGGCGAGCCACAGAACAAAAAAAACAUGAGAAUCAACAGCCAAUGCUGCCAUAAUACAAACGUUCCAGAUGGACUCCAAAGCAAGGAAAAAGAUCUGAAUGAAAUCAGUAUAGAAUGCGAAACCAUAAGUGAAACAUGUGAAAUUCAAAUACAUAAAUACAAAAAUUUAAGAAAAUUUCCAACAAAAGCUUAUAAAAAAAAUAUUGUGCAAUUGUUUUUAUUAAAAAAAAAAAAGAAUUGUAAAUAAGCAAAGAAAUUUCUUGUCUAGUGAACCUAAGUGAAAAAAAAUUCCAGAACAUCCAUUAAGGAAUGUGCAAUAAAUAGUGCAUUAAAAAGUAUUCGUCAUCCGGGAUACCCCACAAUCACUUCACACCCACCGACCCCAACAACCACCGCCAAACAAACAACAACAACAACAUAAGCAGCUUCUCCACAAUGCAACAUAAUUUUGAAUUGAAAAAACCUCCCUUUCUAAAAUGGCUUAAACUACUUCUGCUGCUGGGAUAUGUUUCAAAUCAGCCUACAUAUGCAGCAAAAAUUCUCGGAUUAUUUCCCCAUGCCAGUGAAAGUCAUUUUAUGGUCAUGAGAACUUUUAUGAUGGAACUAGCACGUCGGGAUCAUAAUGUCACCAUUUACAGUAGUCACCGUUUAGAUGAUCGCUUGGAUAACCUCAAGGAAAUUAUAAUAGAACCAGAAUUUCCAUUUUGGAAAGAAGUCCAGAAACAAGCGGGGGCAAAGGACCUUCUCGAGUUGAGCAAGUUAAGCGAUGAGAAACUAUCAAAAUAUUUGGCUCAAGCAGGUGCAGCGUUAAUGGAUAACUUUUUGGAUAAUUACCAAGUAAAGGAUCUACUAAGUCUCCAGCCAGAUGAUUUCGAUUAUGAUCUGAUAAUAGUGGAUAUGUUUUAUACGGAAUCUCUAUUGGCGAUGGGUUAUUAUUUCAGAACUCCCAUUGUUGCCAUAGUAAGCAAAGAUUUUUCAGACUACAUGGAACUAGUUCAGGAGAUGCUGGUACCAACUGCUUGUUUGCCCUACGACUUGGAAAACUAUGAUGCCAAUUUGGGUUUCUGGCAAAGACUGAAUAACGUUAAACAAUGUGUAAACAGGCGCAAUAGCUUCAUAGAAGACCAUUAUGGCAGUCAGGAGAAAAUUAUAAAGAAACAUUUUCACAAAAUUCAAGGUGGCCUGCCCUCUAUUAUGGAUCUGCAAUCGAAUUUAGCCUUGCUUUUGGUCAAUAACUACUAUCCCUUGGCUGCACCUAAACCCUUAGUGCCCAAUAUAAUACCUGUUGGAGGUUUGCAGAUCAGGGCCCCACGUGAACUACCCUGGCAGAUACGCCGCUUUCUGGAUGAGGCUCGUUCUGGAGUGGUCUACAUUAAUAUGGGUGAUGAACAACUAUGCGGAGACAUACCCAAAGAAAAACUAGAGGCCCUGCUACACGUCUUCAACAAACGAGAAGAACGUUUCCUUUGGACUUGCCAUGACAUACAGAAAAUGGAAGGCCUUCCUAAGAACGUCAUGUUGCAACAUUUAGUACCACAAACCGAUAUUCUAGCUCAUCCACAUGUUAAAAUUUUCAUAACUAAUGGAGAUUUGUUGGCUCUGCAAGAAUCCAUAGUUCGCCAUGUCCCCAUAGUGGGUAUUCCCAUGUUCAAAAAUGAAUUGGAAAAUGUGAUAAUGGCCGAAAAACUACAAAUCGGCUUGCGUAUAGACUAUGCAAAUUUAACUGAAACUUCAUUGGGCUGGGCUUUGGAUUCAAUGGCCUAUAAGGAAUUUUAUAUACUCAACAUUAGAGAUAUUUCCAAGAUCUUUCGUGACCGACCUUUGGGUGGUUUGGCUAAUGCCCUCUUUUGGCUUGACUAUGUGGUACGCUAUGGCAAUCAACCUUUGAGGACUAAUGGCAUAGGAAUGCCUUUGGGAGAAAUGCAUUUAAAUGAUUUAAUGAUUUAUAAUUUUAUGAUCACCCUACUGGUAUUGGCAUCUUUGGUGGGCCUUUACUUUGUGGGCCUGUUUGUGUAUCGAAAAAGACAAACGGAAAAAAUGUUCUCUAAAUUAAAUUAAAAUAAGACAGUUUUGAAAAAUAAAAUCAAUAAAAACCA
Messenger RNA from Stomoxys calcitrans (stable fly), 2373 nucleotides. RefSeq names its product UDP-glycosyltransferase UGT4 (gene Ugt317A1). Bases 713 to 2335 code for a protein of 540 amino acids. The record is from RefSeq and is a predicted model, not a curated record. The transcript is spliced from 4 exons. Gene Ontology annotation, molecular function: UDP-glycosyltransferase activity. Lineage: Eukaryota; Metazoa; Arthropoda; Insecta; Diptera; Muscidae.